Dromaius novaehollandiae (emu) is the source of this 6006-nucleotide messenger RNA. RefSeq names its product adhesion G protein-coupled receptor L1 (gene ADGRL1). NCBI's taxonomy places the organism in Eukaryota, Metazoa, Chordata, Aves, Casuariiformes, Dromaiidae. The record is from RefSeq and is a predicted model, not a curated record. Gene Ontology annotation, biological process: cell surface receptor signaling pathway; adenylate cyclase-activating G protein-coupled receptor signaling pathway; heterophilic cell-cell adhesion. The coding region runs from base 170 to 4612 and encodes 1480 amino acids. Gene Ontology annotation, molecular function: carbohydrate binding; G protein-coupled receptor activity; latrotoxin receptor activity. Gene Ontology annotation, cellular component: axon; plasma membrane; presynaptic membrane. The transcript has 25 exons.
CGCCGCGGGGGGGUGGCGCUGCCGGGGGGGGGGGGGCCGCGCCGCCCGCACCGCCCGCGCCGUCGCCGCAUGGAGCUGCCCCCCCGGGCCCGCGCGCCCCCGCAGGUCGGCCGCAUCCUGCCCGGUGGCCGGUGACACCGCCGCGGGGGGCUGGCGCCCCGCCGCCGCCAUGGCCCGCCCCGCCCCCGCCCUGCGGAGCCUCCUCGUCACCGCCGUCCUCGUCACCUCCGCCACCCAAGGGCUGAGCCGCGCGGGGCUGCCCUUCGGCCUCGUGCGCCGCGAGCUGGCCUGCGAGGGCUACCCCAUCGAGCUGCGGUGCCCGGGCAGCGACGUGGUCAUGGUGGAGAACGCCAACUACGGGCGCACGGACGACAAGAUCUGCGACGCCGACCCCUUCCAGAUGGAGAACGUGCAGUGCUACCUGCCCGAGGCCUUCAAGAUCAUGGCGCAGAGGUGCAACAACCGCACGCAGUGCGUGGUGGUGGCCGGCUCCGACGCCUUCCCCGACCCCUGUCCCGGCACCUACAAGUACCUGGAGGUGCAGUACGACUGCGUGCCCUACAAAGUGGAACAAAAAGUCUUCGUGUGCCCGGGCACGCUGCAGCGCAUCGGCGAGGCCACCUCCACCCACGAGUCGGAGCACCAGGCGGGCGCCUGGUGCAAGGACCCGCUGCAGGCGGGCGACCGCAUCUACGUCAUGCCCUGGGUGCCCUACCGCACCGACACGCUCACCGAGUACGCCUCGUGGGCCGACUACGUGGGCGCCCGCCACACCACCACCUACCGCCUGCCCAACCGCGUCGACGGCACGGGCUUCGUGGUCUACGACGGCGCCGUCUUCUACAACAAGGAGCGCACGCGCAACGUGGUCAAGUACGACCUGCGCACCCGCAUCAAGAGCGGCGAGACGGUGGUGGGCGCCGCCAACUACCACGACACCUCGCCCUACCGCUGGGGCGGCAAGAGCGACAUCGACCUGGCCGUGGACGAGGAGGGCCUGUGGGUCAUCUACGCCACCGAGGGCAACGGCGGGCGCCUGGUCGUGAGCCAGCUCAACCCCUACACGCUGCGCUUCGAGGGCACCUGGGACACGGCCUACGACAAGCGGGCCGCCUCCAACGCCUUCAUGGCCUGCGGCGUGCUCUACGUGGUGCGCAGCGUCUACGCCGACGACGACAGCGAGGCCGCCGGCAACCGCGUGGCCUACGCCUUCAACACGCGGGCCAACCGCGAGGAGCCCGCCGGGCUGCCCUUCCCCAACCCCUACCAGUACGUCUCCUCCGUGGCCUACAACCCCCGCGACAACCAGCUCUACGUGUGGAACAACUACUUCGUGGUGCGCUACGGCCUCGAGUUCGGGCCGCCCGACCCCGGCGCCGGCCCGGCGACCACAGCGGCGCCCAGCGCGGCGGCGGCGCGGCCCACGGCGGCGCGGAGCUCGGCGGCGCCCGGGCCCAGCCCCACGGCGCGCCGCGGCCCGCUGACGCCGCCGCCGCCGCCGCCGCCGCCGCCGGCGCAGGGCGCCCCCCCGCGGCUGUGCGAGGCGCGCGAGGUGCGGCGCGUGCAGUGGCCGGCGGCGCAGCAGGGCGUCGUCGUGGAGCGGCCCUGCCCCAAGGGCACCCGCGGCAUCGCCUCCUUCCAGUGCCUGCUGGGCCUGGGCGUGUGGAACCCGCGCGGCCCCGACCUCAGCAACUGCACCAGCCCCUGGGUCAACCAGGUGGCCCAGAAGAUCAAGAGCGGGGAGAACGCGGCGAACAUCGCCAGCGAGCUGGCGCGGCACACGCGGGGGCCCGUCUACGCCGGCGACGUCAGCUCCUCCGUGCGCCUGCUCGAGCAGCUCCUGGACAUCCUGGACGCCCAGCUGCAGGCGCUGCGGCCCGUCGAGCGCGAGUCCGCCGGCAAGAACUACAACAAGAUGCACAAGCGGGAGCGGACGUGUAAGGAUUACAUCAAGGCGGUGGUGGAGGCGGUGGAUAACCUGCUGCGCCCCGAGGCGCUGGAGUCGUGGCGCGACAUGAACGGCUCGGAGCAGGCGCACACGGCCACCAUGCUGCUCGACGUGCUCGAGGAGGGCGCCUUCCUCCUGGCCGACAACGUCAAGGAGCCCGCCCGCUUCCUCGCCGCCCGCCAGAACCUCGUGCUGGAGGUGACGGUGCUCAACACGGAGGGGCAGGUCCAGGAGCUGGUUUUCCCCCAGGAGUUCGGGGGCGAGAGCUUCAUCCAGCUCUCGGCCAACACCCUUAAGCAGAACAGCCGAAACGGGGUGGUCAAGGUGGUCUUCAUCCUGUACAACAACCUGGGGCUGUUCCUGUCGACGGAGAACGCGACGGUGCGGCUGGGGGGGGACGUGGGCGCCCGCAGCCCCUCGCUCGUCGUCAACUCCCAGGUCAUCGCCGCCUCCAUCAACAAGGAGUCCAGCCGGGUCUUCCUCAUGGACCCCGUGGUCUUCACCCUGCCCCACCUCGAGGCCAAGAACCACUUCAACGCCAACUGCUCCUUCUGGAACUACUCGGAGCGCUCCAUGACGGGGCACUGGUCGACGCAGGGCUGCCGCCUGCUCGACACCAACGCCACGCACACGUCCUGCGCCUGCAGCCACCUCACCAACUUCGCCGUCCUCAUGGCCCACCGCGAGAGCUACCAGGGCCGCCUGAACGAGCUGCUGCUGUCGGUGAUCUCGUGGGUGGGCAUCGUGGUGGCCCUGGUGUGCCUGGGCAUCUGCAUCUCGGCCUUCUGCUGCCUGCGCGGGCUGCCCUCCGACCGCACCACCAUCCACAAGAACCUCUGCAUCAGCCUCUUCCUCGCCGAGCUCGUCUUCCUCGUCGGCAUCGACAAGACCCAGUACCAGGUGGCCUGCCCCAUCUUUGCGGGGCUGCUGCACUACUUCUUCCUGGCGUCCUUCUCGUGGCUGUGCCUGGAGGGCGUCCACCUCUACCUGCUGCUGCUGGAGGUCUUCGAGAGCGACCUGUCGCGCCGCAAGUACUACUACGCCGGCGGCUACUGCUUCCCGGCCGUGGUGGUGGGCGUCGCCGCCGCCGUCGACCACCGCAGCUACGGCACCGACCAGGCGUGCUGGCUGCGGGUGGACAACUACUUCAUCUGGAGCUUCAUCGGCCCCGUGGCCUUCGUCAUCCUGGUGAACCUGGUGUUCCUGCUGGUGACGCUGCACAAGAUGAUCCGCAGCUCGGCCGCCCUCAAGCCCGACUCCAGCCGCCUCGACAGCAUCAAGUCGUGGGCGCUGGGUGCCAUCGCGCUGCUGCUGCUGCUGGGGCUGACGUGGGCCUUCGGCCUCCUCUUCGUCACCCGCGAGUCGGUGCUCACGGCCUCGCUCUUCACCGCCUGCAACGCCCUGCAGGGCACCUUCAUCUUCGUCUUCCACUGCGCCCUCCAGAAGAAGGUGCACCGGGAGCUCAGCAAAUGCCUGCGGCACGCGUCCUGCUGCCUGCGCAGCCCCCCCGGCACCACCCUGGGCUCCCUCAAGACCUCCGCCAUCCGCACCAACACCCGCUACUACACCGGCACCCAGAGCCGGAUCCGGAGGAUGUGGAACGACACCGUGCGGAAGCAGACGGAGUCCAGCUUCAUGGCGGGGGACCUGAACAGCACCCCCACCCUCAACCGAGGCACCAUGGGCAACCACCUGCUGACCAACCCGGUGCUGCAGCCCCGGGGGGGCACCAGCCCCUACAACACCCUCAUCGCCGAGUCGGUGGGCUUCAACCCCAGCUCGCCCCCCGCCUUCAACUCCCCAGGGAGCUUCCGCGAGACCAAGCACCCGCUGGGGGGGCCGCGCGACGCCGGCGCCCUGGACACGCUGCCGCUCAACGGCAACUUCAACAACAGCUACUCGCUGCGGGGCGCCGAGGGCGAGGGGGGGCCGGGGGGGCCGCGGGGGCCCGAGGGCCGCCGCCCCCCCCCGGACGCCGCCGCCCUGGAGAAGAUGAUCAUCUCCGAGCUGGUGCACAACAACCUGCGCGCCGCCGCCGCCGCCGCCGCCCACGCCGCCGCGCACGGGGGGGCCCCCGCGCACGGGGGGGCCGCCUUGCACGGGGGGGCCGCCUUGCACGGGGGGGCCGCCUCGCACGGCGGAGCCGCCUCGCACGCAGCCACCAUGUCGCACGGAGCAGCCGCGUCGCACGGAGGAGCCGCCAUCUCGCACGGGGGGCCGCCGCCCCCCCCCCCGCCGCCGCCGCCGCCGCCGCCCCCCCCCGGCGAGCCCCCCCCCGAGCUGGGACUGCUGUACCAGGAGCUGGCGCGGGCCCAAGCGGGGCUGGGCCCGGGGCCCGGGGGGCCGCCGCCCCCCCCUCCUUCGCCCCCCCGGGACUCGCGCUACGCCGCCGCCGCCGCCCCCCCCGCCGCCGCGGCGGUGCCCCCCCCCCGGGACUCGGCCUACCCGGACAGCAGCCCCGAGGGGCCCCCCGAGGCGCCCCCCUACUUCGGCGGCCCCCCGCCGCCCCGCGCCGCCGGCCCCCCCCCGCCGCCGCCCCCGCCGCCCCCCCCCGGCCCGGCCUACUGCCCCGGGCGGCGGCCCAGCCGCGAGGCCUUCGGGGGGGCCGAGGGGCCGGGGGGGCCCGAGCCCGACGGGCAGAUGCAGCUCGUCACCAGCCUCUGAGCGGCCCCCCCCCACCCGCCGCCCCCCCCCCGGCCCGGCCUCGCACGGGGGCUCGGCCUCGCACGGGGAUCCGGCCUUGCACGAGGAUCCGGCCUCACACGAGGAUCCGGCCUCACCUGGCAUCCCGGCCUCGCACGGGGAUCCGGCCUUGCACGAGGAUCCGGUGUCGCACGGGGGUCCGGCCUUGCACGGGGGUCCGGCCUUGCACGAGGAUCCGGCCUCGCCUGGCAUCCCGGCCUCGCACGGGGAUUCGGCCUCGCACGAGGAUCCGGCCUCGCCCAUCGCCUCAGCCUCGCACGGGGGUCUGGCCUCGCACGGCGGCUUGGCCUUGCACAGGGGUCCGGCCUUGCACGAGGAUUUGGCCUCGCCCAUCGCCUCGGCCUCGCACGGGGGUCUGGCCUUGCACGAGGAUCCGGCCUCGCAUGGGGGCCUGGCAUCCCCCUCCCAUCGCCCCGGCCUCGCACGGGGACCCGGCCUCGCACGGGGACCCGACCUCGCACGGGGACCCGACCUCGCACAAGGACCCGGCCUUGCACGAGGACCCGGCCUCACACGUCGACCUGGCCUUGCACGAGGAUCCGACCUCGCACGCCGCCCCGACCUUGCACGUGGACCCGGCCUUGCACGAGGACCCGGCCUCGGCCACCUCCAGCACCGGACGCUGCAGGCCUGCGCCCCCCCCCCGGACAUGGGGGCUUCGCGCCCCCCCCUCGUGUGGACCCAAGGGUGCUUGUGCCCCCCCCGAACCAGAGCCGGGGCUCCUCGUGCCCCCCCCGGACAUGGGGGGGCUCCUCGUGCCCCCCUGCAUGGACACCGGGGUCCUCGUGCCCCCCCCCCGGACAUGGGGGGGUCCUCGUGCCCCCCCGCAUGGACACGGGGGUCCUCGUGCCCCCCCCGGACAUGGGGGGGGCUCCUCGUGCCCCCCUGCAUGGACACAGAGGUCCUCGUGCCCCCCCAGUAUGGACACGGGGGGGUCCUCGUGCUCCCCCCAGACAUGGGACCCCCCCACCUGCCCCCCCCAGGGCUGGAAAUGGGGGCCCCCCCCCCAAACCCCACCAUGGGGGGGCUUUCUGUUCCCAAUGGGGGAGAGGAACAUGGCGGGAAGUGGGGGGGGGGGGCAGCCCCAUUUUGGGGGGGGUCCCGGCCCCCCCCUCGCACGACUACGGACUCACAGGGCUCCCCCUCCCCGUGCGACCCCCCCCACCACGAAAGCCAUUGGCAGCACCGAGCUGGGGGGGGGCCAUGGGGGGGGCUCUGGGCCCCACCACCACCACUGAGGGCCCCCCCCACCCAUUUCGUUGCCAAAAAGCCCCCCCCAACACCCCCCCCCCAAAAAAGACACAUUUUCCUUGUAAUAUAGCUGUAAAUGGACCAGACCCCCCCCACUCCCCCCG